Messenger RNA from Penicillium maclennaniae, 705 nucleotides. Its product is annotated as presequence translocated-associated motor subunit PAM17. Lineage: Eukaryota; Fungi; Ascomycota; Eurotiomycetes; Eurotiales; Aspergillaceae. Bases 1 to 705 code for a protein of 234 amino acids. The transcript has 2 exons. Gene Ontology annotation, biological process: protein import into mitochondrial matrix. Gene Ontology annotation, cellular component: PAM complex, Tim23 associated import motor. The record is from RefSeq and is a predicted model, not a curated record.
AUGUCCGUUCGUUCAGUUCUCGGGGGCCGCACCCCUGCUGGGAUCCUGUCCCUCGCGUCUGCUCUCCCAGUCCGUCAGUCCGCCCCGAUGGCAUCCAAAUUCACCCGCCUCCACUCCACGGCCAUUCGUCCCUCGCAAUGCGCAGCUCCAAAGGUGGUCUUCCGUCAUGCCCGCGCUCCCCAGUAUUCUCUUACCCGCCCGGCCAUUCGCACACAAUCGACCUCUGCUCCAGGAAAGGUUGAGGCGAAGUUGGACUGGAACUCUUUCUUCAAGCUCCGCGCCUCUCGCCGCCGCUAUUCUCUGGCAUCCUCCAUUGGCACCUGCCUCCUGUCGACGACAAUCGGCGUGCAGCUCCUCUCAUCGCAAGAUCUGGAAUCUCUCGGCGCUCAGGUGAUGGGCCUUGACCCUUUUGUGGUUCUCGGUCUGGCAACCGCUGCUUGCGGAGCUGUCGGCUGGUUGGCCGGUCCCGUCGUCGGCGAGGGUGUCUGGGGCCUGGUUUACCGGAGAUUCAAGCCGUCCGUUGCAACAAAAGAGAAGGAAUUCUUCGACCGAAUCCGACGAUUCCGAGUGGACCCGUCGACCAACUCGAUCGCAAACCCUGUGCCCGACUACUAUGGCGAGAAGAUCAACAGUGUGCAGGGUUAUCGACAGUGGCUUAAGGAUCAGCGGGCAUACAACCGAAAGCGCCGCAACUUCAUUGCCUAA